This is a messenger RNA of Vespa velutina, 2451 nucleotides long. RefSeq names its product dynein light chain 2, cytoplasmic. The record is from RefSeq and is a predicted model, not a curated record. The transcript has 3 exons. Bases 183 to 452 code for a protein of 89 amino acids. NCBI's taxonomy places the organism in Eukaryota, Metazoa, Arthropoda, Insecta, Hymenoptera, Vespidae. Gene Ontology annotation, molecular function: dynein intermediate chain binding; dynein light intermediate chain binding. Gene Ontology annotation, biological process: microtubule-based process; cilium assembly. Gene Ontology annotation, cellular component: cytoplasmic dynein complex.
CUGCGGACAUUUCAGUCUGAAACUCGGUCGAGUAAUUUUCGUUGUCGGCUUAAGUGCGCAAAAAUUUUUAAGUAAAUUAUUCCAUUUUGAGAAUUCCGCAUAUAACAGGGGGAAAAGAAAAUUAUAAACGCUUUCCCUGCGUUUUUUAGUGAAAGUGUGUUUAUAAAAAAAGAACAAACAAAAUGUCAGACAGAAAGGCUGUUAUCAAGAAUGCGGAUAUGUCUGAAGAGAUGCAGCAGGAUGCUGUCGAUUGUGCAACUCAAGCUUUGGAAAAGUAUAAUAUAGAAAAGGAUAUAGCAGCAUUUAUCAAGAAAGAAUUUGAUAAAAAAUAUAAUCCAACGUGGCACUGCAUUGUAGGACGUAAUUUUGGAAGUUAUGUAACGCACGAAACAAGACAUUUUAUAUAUUUCUACCUGGGUCAGGUAGCCAUCCUUCUCUUUAAGAGUGGAUAAGCUGAUUUCUAUUUUCACAUCUUUCCUUUCUUCUUUCCUCCUUUUCCUUACUGAUACUAUACAGAACACGAAAUUACCGUACCAUGUGUAAAAACCAACUGCAUUAUGAAUAUGAGAUUUGCUUUAAAAAUAGUAAAGCAUACUCCUAACGAACAAAGUAAGAAAUAUCAACAUUAUCAAUUUGACAUUGUUAAUAGCUAAGUAUUUGAAAAAAAUAGAUUGAGAAUGUAUGUAGAAAAAUCAAAGGGUAGGAAACUAUCUGAAAUUAUUGGCAUAUUACCUAAUAUUUUGAAAUGUAUAGUAAAUGCUAAAACUUUGUUGUGUUCUUGUUUUAUAUUAGGUAAGUACGUGAGGUCGAAGCUAGGAAUUCACUUGGACCACGCCGACUAUCCCACACGCACACUACACAAACGACUGUGACGUAUAUGAAAGAGCGAACGUCACUAUGCUUCUGACACGCUUCCACUUGUAAGCAAAAGUUAAAACUCUGCAUGUAUAUCACGUCUCAAUACGUUUGUAAAUUAGAAAAUCUUUGUUCCUGAGAUGCACAAAAAAAAAAGAAGUAUUGUACGGAAAUUGCAAAUUUACGUGAAAUACUACAACAACAUAGAAUAAUAUGGGACAAAUUGAUUUCUAUUCAAUUAUGUAGAACGUAAAAAGAUCUAUUUAGAUAUACAUAUAUGGCGUGGCGUUAUAUAGUCUUGCGUGAAUCUAGUGGAUUCCUAUCUUAAGUUCCAAUUUAACAUUCAAGAUCCUGUAUAAAUAUUUACACAGAAUAGACUAUUUCUUAUUUUGGACGAAGCAAGAAACAUACGUAUAAUUUCUAGUCCCCUUAUACAACAAUGGACGAAAGUCAAGUGGAAUGUAAUUUCCUGCGAAUAUGAAAAUUGAAAGUUAUCUUACUAAAAAUGUUAUGCAUCAAAUGAUUAAACUAUUUCUUUGUUUUUCAUUAUGACAUUUCGUUUAGGUUAAGUUAAUAAUUAUACAAGAUUAUUUGUAUCAACAAAACUUGUUAUCAAAUUUUGAUAACUUUUACCAACAUGUUAGCAUAUGCAGCACUACAUUAUGAUAUUUGAAUCAUUUGUUUCCUACCUUCACACAAUAUUUUAUAUUUUACAUAUAACGUCACAAAAAUUUUAUCUCAUGCCACUUACUCUUAGACAAAUGCUCGAAGUCGUAUCUCUUAUUCUGCCCAUUUUAGUUUGUAUGUAACAUUUAAUACUUCGUAUUAUGGUACUUAUACAUGAUAAAUAAAUAACUAUACAUAAUAUUUAUACACUGUGCAAUCUUCAAGCAAUUUUUCAUGCAGUAUUGAUUAUUAUAAUGUUGCUACAUUGUUCAGAUUUUAGAUCACAAAUUAAACUUUGUGCAAAAAAUAAUUUUGAAGAUUUUUUUGCAAGAUUUUAAUAUUAUUCAUAUAAUGUGAUUUGUUAUUACAUCUAAUAUCAUAUAAUUUUUUCGUCUGAAAAUAUUAAGAAUACGAAUAUACUAAUUAUUUACAAAGUAUUAAGUAGUGUAUUUGUGCAACUUUUAUGUUUAAUCAAUAUUAUACAAACUUUGUCUAUUUUAAUAGGCAUAUUUACAAAUUACCAACUGAUGCUGACUAAAUAUGUUAUAUUUAAUCAAUGAUUGAAAAAUCGGACAUUCAAUAAUAACAAUGAAGCUCUCUUUGAUCUGGUACUUUGUUUAAAAAAUAUUUCUAAAACGUUAAAUAAAGUAUAUAACAAUAGAUAGAUGUUGAGUAAAAUGUGUUCUUUUAUAAAUAUGUUAAAAGUGAAAGUAACAAAAAAAAUUACAAAAUUUACUUUUAGUCCCAUGAAUAAAAAUUAUAAUAGAGAGGUAUAAUAAUUUUAAUAAACAAAUGGAAAGUUGCAUUUUGAGAAUACAUGGAAAAUGCAUUUUCUAAUAUAUUCUAUAUCAUAAAAUAAUAGAGCAUAAAUGGAUAAAAUGAUAAUCCAUUUUAUUACUAAAACGAAAUAAAGUUUAUAAUUCAAUGCUA